UGCCUUCUUCGCAAACUGACAUGAGCAUCAACAAAGACAAGAUAUACUUCAUGUCGUCCUUGAACUUCUGUUCCUUAGCUUUUACUAUGUUGUUUUUGGUCUGCAUCCCAUGUUGUUCAUGCGUAGUUAGCUAGCAAUAGGCACGUAUAACACAAGGAAGGUUGACACAGUUUGAUUCAUAGCUGGUUCCUACUUCUCUUAGUCACUGUAGACGUUGAGUUUCUUGGUAAGAAAGAAAAUUUUUGAAGGUUUAUUAAUCAAGGGAGACUCGUGUGUUUCGGACAGAUUUAUACUUAUUUGUCAGAGCUAACAGGGAGCAGCUAGAAGAAGUACCCUAAACCGGUGGCUGAUCACCCGGUGAUCAGUUUGGCCAUUGUGAGAUGUGAGAUAAACAGCAGUCUGUUUCUGCAAUAUCCGUUCAGAUCAAGGAGAUUUCAGAUGUCCCUUUGGUGGUUAGAAUGGAGGAUCUUCACAAGCUGUACCCAGAAGCCUUGCCGAACAUACCUAUUUCAGUAAUCAAAGGGACACCUGUAGACAAGGUUUGCCUCAAAGCCAGCAGACAAAUGCCAUCCUUUAAAUUGCUGGUUGAUACGCAGAUGCAACUGUUUUAUGAGCUACUGAUAGUACUAUGUUUUAUAGAGAGUAGCACAUUUCUGCAAGGCGUUGACACAUAUUAGAGAUUCAUGGAUGGUCAGAUUCAGAUAUGAUAAGACUGGUAAAAUCAAGAACACCGAUGGGGCACAACUUGGUAGCAAGAGAACUAUUUGACAUCCUGGAAGAUGAAGAGCUGGAAAACGAUUAUGGCUCAUUGGCUAGCACGUUAAAACAGUCCUCUUCUUAUCCCAGCAAGCUUGUUUCUCAUGCUGCUGCAACUGAUGUUUGUGCAAAAACUAGAGAGUCUGCAAAUAUUUCGGGGCCUCCAUCACGUCUCCAGUCUCUUGGAGACCAGGGUGUAAAAAAAUAUAGCCACUUGAUGCAAAAGAACGGAAGUAUUGAGGCACAGAAGCCAAAUAGCAAAGUUCCCACAAGCAAAAACACAAAGGGUGUGGCUUCUAUUAUGGAUGAGAAUUCUAUCAAGACACCAGAUGAUAAACCUGGUCGAACAGGAAUUCCAAGGGCUCCUCCACCACCAGCCAAUAUCUCCAAAGAAAUGGCGCAAUCGACACCACCACCAGUAAUGCCUUCAAAAGGAUCAGUACCAGAUGCAAUGCCACUCAAAAAGGGUCCUCCUCCUCCACCUCCACCACCACCAGCAAUGUCUUUGAAAGGAUCGGCACCAAAUGGCAUGCCGCCCAAAAAUGUUCCUGCCCCGUCUCCAUUACCAACUAUGCCUUCGAAAGGAUCAGCACCAAAUUCCUUGCCACUAGAAAAGGGCCCUCCACCUCCUCCACCGCCUUUAGUGCCUUCAAAAGGGUCAAUACCAAAUGCAAUGCCACUCAGAAAGGGUCCUCCUCCUCCACCUCCUCCGCCAGUAACGCCUUCAAAAGGAUCAACACCAAAUGGCAUGCCGCUCGACAAUGUCCCUGCCCCACCUCCACCACCAAUGAUGCCUUCGAAAGGAUCGGCACCAAACACCAUGCUGCUCAAAAAGGGGCCUUCACCUCCUCCACCGCCCCAAUUUGGUGCUGGUAAGUCCCUGUUUCAGACAAGACCCACUACCAAACUAAAGAGAUCCACCCAGAUGCCGAACCUGUUUCGUGAUCUCAGGAGCAAGAUGGAAGGAUCUAGUCUAACUGUUAAGACAACCAAUGUAAGAAAGGUGCAGCUUGGAGGUUCUAAGGGUGGCAAGGAAGGAUUGGCUGCUUCACUAGCAGAAAUGACAAAAAGAUCAACGUAUUUCCAGCAAGUUGAAGAAGAUAUUAAGAAAUAUUCAAAAUCCAUCAUAGAGUUGAAGGCACACAUCAAUUCUUUUCAGACAAAGGACAUGAUAAAGCUGCUCAAGUUUCAAAGCAAUGUAGAAUCCAUUCUUCAAUUCCUAACUGAUGAAUCACAGGUGCUUGCCAAGUUUGAAGGUUUUCCCUCAAAGAAGUUGGAAACAUUAAGAACAGCAGCUGCACUGUACUCAAAAUUCGACACGAUAGUCACUACCUUGAAGAAUUGGGAGGUAGUACCUCCCUUGGGACAGCUUUUGGACAAGAUUGAGAAAUAUUUGAGUAAGGUAAAACUAUGUCCAAAUUUAAUGAUGCAACGUCUCUUCAUAAGUACUGCUUACCUUUUCUCUCUGCUCAAGAUCAAAUUAGAGCUGGAUGCAUUUGAACGAAGCAAGGACGAAGAAUCCAAAAAAUUUAAGAGCCAUAACAUUGAUUUUGAAUUCCACAUAGUCACCAAGAUUAGAGAAUCAAUGGUGAAUCUUUCUUCCAACUGCAUGGAGCUAGCACUCAAGGAGAGGAGAGAAUCAAAAACAGCAGUUGAAAAUCAAGAAACUAUGGCUAAACCUGAUCAGAAAACUAAAGAAAGCGUUAAAAUGCUUUGGAGAGUUUUUCAGUUAGCAUUUCGAGUCUACAGUUUCGCUGGCGGACAAGAUGAUCGUGCUGAAACAUUGGCCAAAGAAUUGGCAGAUGAAAUCUUAAUUGAUUCACCAAACCAAUAAUGUUCCCUGAGAGAAAUCUACAGAAAUGUAUAUAAAAAACUACCAUGUUGUUGGCUAAAUUAUUAGUUUUUGUGUGGUCAAAACAACAUAAAAAAUUGCAGUCUUUAAGGAAGAAAACAGGUUUUAAUUUUCUGCAGAAUUGCAUGAACAAAGAGAUAAAACAGUUUCUUCU
Populus nigra (black poplar) is the source of this 2762-nucleotide messenger RNA. RefSeq lists its product as uncharacterized. The record is from RefSeq and is a predicted model, not a curated record. The coding region runs from base 704 to 2590 and encodes 628 amino acids. Gene Ontology annotation, cellular component: chloroplast outer membrane. Gene Ontology annotation, biological process: chloroplast organization. The transcript is spliced from 6 exons. Lineage: Eukaryota; Viridiplantae; Streptophyta; Magnoliopsida; Malpighiales; Salicaceae.